AUGGAUUGGGCAAUCAAAGCAGCUAGGAAGAAAACUCAAAGAAAACCAGGCUCUACCCGUUCAAUCAUAGAAACUCUCGAUGAUCUAAAUAAUAUAACAACUGACGCACAUGCAGAAAUAAAUCAUCGGUUACAGGAAAGUAGCGAGUGGCUAAGAAAUAAUAUUUAUAUGAAUAAGGUCAAGCAUGAAGACAAAAAUAUAGAAGAAUCUUUAAUUAGCCCUGAAAAUACGCAUAACAAAAUGGACGUCGAAUUUACAAAAGUGAAAGAGGAGUAUGAACUUUCUAAUUCGCAAAAAGAUGCCGCAAAAGAUGUUACUAAGACACCUAGAAAUGUUUUACAUAAUGAUAAAAGCAUAACACCUAAAUCGCUCCGCAGAAGGGAAGUCACGGAAGGAAUGAAUAAAUUCAGUAUCCAUGAUACCCAUAAAAGCCCAAUCGAACCUAUGAAUAGCAUUAAGGCCAACGCCAACGACAGCGAAAAAUCCUCACCAUGGUCACCUUAUAAAGUGGAAAAGAUUCUAAAGGAAUCCUCCAAGACUUCUGAAUCACCGCUCAACAUCAAACGCCUCGAUAAUCAAACAUGGGCGGCUAAGGAGGAGGUGGGGGAUGGACCUGUACUGCACACCUCAAAGAAAGUUGAACCCGUAAAGGUGAGACCUCCACCAACUUCUGAGACAGCAAGAUCACAAAGAAGGUCGAAUAUGUUUGUUCCACUGCCGAAUAAAGAUCCUCUUAUUGUUCAACACAUUCCUCCAAUAAAAUCUUCAGGGUCAAUACCAAAAUUGCGAAUAGCAAAGGAAUCACCAGUUGCAUUGAAAAAGAAAUCUACGAUAAACAGCCCUGCCUUAAGAGCUACGGAAAACAAUGACACUGCGGGAUCUACAAAAGCAUCCAGUGUAUUCGAUAGGUUAUCAUCUAUUCCAACAAAAUCGUUUGAAAACAAAAUUUCUCGUGGAAACGUUGGCCACAAGUACUCCUCUUCAUCAAUCGAUCUAACAGGCUCCCCCAUGAGAAAAGUUUCUCAAAGCUUUAAGCCAGUCAACUCCACAGAUACUGAUAUGCAAGAAGCGUUAAGAGACAUAUUUUCAGUAAAGAAUAAAAUAACUAAAAAUAAUUCACCCAAAGGAAAGAAUUCUCGAAAAUCUUCUAUUCCGAGGCUUGAUAAGACCUCUUUAAAGUUGACUACACACAAAAAACUAGCUAUCAUCGCAGAACAGAAAAAGCAGUAUAAGCACUCUAGUGAGGCUCAUAAAAUUGAUUCCAGGCCGCGUAGUACAUCCCCAACAAAAAUAAAUAUCGAUUCGAACUCGCCAUCCAAGGACAUUACAAAUCGUUACCAAAGCCCUAUAAGAGGCUACUUGAGGCCGACAAAAGCAUCUAUUUCGCCCAAUAAAAAUAAAAAUUUAGCGACUUCACAAACGCCACAUCGUUUGAAAAUCAAAGAGAAAACAUUAAGAAAACUAUCACCGAAUAUUGCAGAUAUUUCCAAACCGGAGUCCCGUAAAUCCAAGAAUUACCGACUUACAAACCUUCAACUGCUUCCACCAGCAGAAGCAGAACGAGAUGAUUUGAAAAAAAAGUUUGAUAAAAGGCUAUCAGGGAUUAUGAGGUCUCAACAGGAACAUCAUCGGCGUAAACAAGAAAAACAAAAAAGAAUGUCACAUUUGGAACAGGAUCUAAAAAAGCAAACAAGCUUUAGCAAUGAUUACAAGGACACACGUCUAAAAGAAUCUUUGCCACCUUUCGAUAACCAUGUGCGGGAUAUCACUAACAAAAAUACUACAUUUAAUACCGAAAAUAUACUAGCGACAAUAAAUACAGUUGACCAUCGAGAAAUAAUCGGAAAUGUUACUCCGAAGGUAGCCUCCGCCAAUGAUUCUUUACCCGAGAUAAAUACAGAUUCUGAAGAUGAGGCUAGCGUGACUUUGGCGGCAUGGGCUAAAUCCCCGUAUUUACAAGAGCAAUUAUUAAGACAGCAAGAUAUAAAUCCCCAGACUAUUUUUGGACCGAUCCCGCCUUUACACACUGAUGAAAUUUUCCCUAAUCCUAGGUUAAACAGGUUGAAACCACGCCCAAUUGUGCCAAAAAGACCUUGA
This is a messenger RNA of Saccharomyces paradoxus, 2097 nucleotides long. RefSeq names its product Sli15p (gene SLI15). The record is from RefSeq and is a predicted model, not a curated record. Bases 1 to 2097 code for a protein of 698 amino acids. NCBI's taxonomy places the organism in Eukaryota, Fungi, Ascomycota, Saccharomycetes, Saccharomycetales, Saccharomycetaceae. The transcript has a single exon.